Messenger RNA from Caenorhabditis sp. 36 PRJEB53466, 4126 nucleotides. The record is from the annotation of a GenBank genome assembly. NCBI's taxonomy places the organism in Eukaryota, Metazoa, Nematoda, Chromadorea, Rhabditida, Rhabditidae.
AUGCAAUAUGGAGAAAAAAAAAGUAUCAAACACAAACUACAGCAGUGGUUUAUUGAAAAUCCGAGAAUUAGUGAGUUAUUCAUCCCACGUCUGUAUUUUAUUUCAGUUUUUAAACAGGUGCCCGAAUCCGGUCUUGCAACGUACUCAUCAAACUUCUCACAUGUAUAUUAUAUUGUUUUCGUGUAGUCAAUGACGAGAGAUUGUAUCCCGAACCUUUUCCGUUCACCGAGGACGCCGGAAAAAACGAUGUCACACUUUAGUAAGCUGAUUUUUUAGCAAUGUAUUUUUACAGUAAAAAUCUUGCAGCCAGUACUUGAUAUGGGUAGAUUUUGGCUUCAGUAUCUGGUUCGCACAAACUAUGUUCGCUUUAAUUAGUAUGGUGUACACAAUAUUGGUAUUUUAUCUUAGCUACUCGGUAAUGUUAAUUUUCCUUUAGCAUACAAUAGUUGUAUUCUCUUUCAGGGCAGUGUAGGUAGACUACUAAUCAAUAUCCAUUUUCUUCUCGAACUAAUCACAAGUUUCCCAUUUAUCCUCUCUGUAAGUUUGCCUUUCAUUUCAAAAUGUAUAAGCAAUGCAUUUCAGAUAUUUAUUCCAAGUUUGACCAACUUGUACGUCCCGGUGUUUCUGAAUUGCUGGUUAGCCAAAGGAGCACUUCAGGCUAUGAUGGUAUGCAUGAGAAAAGUACGUGAAAUGAAUAGGAAUUUAUUGAUUUUCAGAAUGAUCUCAACAGGAAGUCGUUCAUCAGCUCUUCCGCUCUUUUUCGCCAGCUUCUGCUCUUGUUCUCAGUGCUCGCUUGUCUCAUUUUCACGGGAAUGUGCAGUAUUGAGCACCUGCAAAGGGCUCGCGGAAAGAGAAUCGACCUGUUCACUUCUUUUUACUUUGUCAUGGUCACUUUCUCAACUGUUGGCUACGGAGACUGGUAUCCCGACUAUUGGGCGUCACAACUUUGCGUCGUCAUCUUAAUCUGUGUCGCGUUGGGAUUGAUUCCAAAGCAACUGGAUGAGCUCGGACAGACUUGGUCAGAGCGACAGAAGUCAGGCACAGAUUUCAGCGGAUGGAAUGGAGUCGAGUCGCAUGUUGUAGUCAACAUUACGACUUUGGAAGUGGAAUUCAUUCGCGACUUUCUGGAGGAGUUUUAUGCGCACCCAGAGAACCAGGUUCUAACCGCCGCCCCUCUGACUGCCGGUAAUUUUUUUGUUGCAGAGAAUCCAAGUUGUUUUGCUCUCGCCUGCCGAGCUGGACAACCAGACGCGCAUGUUAUUGAAGAUACCACUCUGGAACAACCGUGUUCAUUACGUGCGCGGAAGCUCGCUGAGAGACGAAGACCUUGAGAGGUGUCUAUUGUUUUUGUGUUGUUCUCAACCCGCGGUUUUCAGAGCGAAUGUAGCAACUUCGAAAGCGUGCUUCAUUUUAUCGGCUCGACAUGUCAACAGAAAAGUGGCCACGGAUGAGCACACAAUUCUUCGGUCGUGGGCCAUCAAAGACUUUGCCCCGAGUGUCAAGCAAUACGUUCAAAUAUUCAGAGCAGAAACCAAGAUGCACAUCGAGCACGCGGGUAUGUUGAAAUGUUGAAAACAUGUGGAUAGUGGAACAAGUACAAGCAUUUAGAAGUAUUAAUAUGUGAGGAUGAAUUCAAGUAUGCGCUUCUGGCAAACAACUGCAUCUGUCCUGGAAUCUCAACAUUCAUUACUCUUCUCAUGCAUACUUCGCGCGGAGAGUCAGUGCUCUUGCAUUUUUUAUAGUACAACUUUGUUGUUUUUUUAGGGAAGGGCAAAAGUCGACGGAGCCGUGGCACAAAGUAUACGGUUUCCACUCUGGAAAUGAGAUGUAUCAAAUUAAAGUUCAAGACAGCAAGUUCUUUGGGGAAUACGUCGGAAAGUCAUUCAGUAGCACAAGUUUCCACGCACAUAAGGAGUUGGUGAUGUGCAGAUUACUGAUGUAAUGCAGUUAUUUUUAGAUACGGAAUCGGAUUGAUAGCUGUCUCGCCUGAUGGCGAUACUUCGAGGAUGAAGUUGAAUCCAGGAUCAUCUCAUAUUAUCCAACCCUCAGACACCGUUUAUUACAUGGGAUUGACCAACGAGGAGUCGCUCAGUGACUUCCGAAAAGGAAUACAGCAUCAACAGAAACGGGCCAACGUCGCUUCCACGAUUGCCAAUAUAGGAACAGUGGCUGUGGAUGUUCCGAGGUCGGAUAAGACAGAAUUGACGAGCAGGAAAAAGAAAAAGAGGAAGGAGAAGGCAGCUGAUGAGAUUAACCUGAUUGAAGUCGGCGAACACAUCCAGUCUAGUCGAAGACCUUCCAUCGCCAUGGUCACUGAAGGAAAAUUGGAAAGUUCAUCCGACUCUGACCAAGAAGAAGAUUGUGACAAGUGCAGAGGUCGUUGCAUACAACACAAGUUGCAACGAACCUACCCUCAAGUCCGCACCUAUAUCGGAACUUCAAAUACGGUGUGUCACAUGAUGAAAGAACGACGGUCCUUGUGUUGUUUGAAACUCGACGAAAAGUGUGCGCACAAAUCUGCAACUUCUGCCCAUGAAUACCAAUGGAGAAACCGUCCGAUCAUACUAGCCGCUGAUCGGACCAGCAGCGGCAUGUACAACUUGGUUAUUCCCCUGCGUGCGUAUUAUCGGCCAGUUCAUGAUCUUCAUCCAAUUAUCAUUUUGUUGGAAUUGGAGGAGCAGGACUCGCUCAAUGACGCCUUUUUGGAUGCGAUCUCGUAUUUCCCGGAUAUUUAUUGGAUGAAAGGAAAGAUUGGAAAGUAAGUUGGCUCAAGAUUUCGACAAAGGUAAUUCUGCUUAUUUCAGCUUGGACUGUCUACUCCGAGCAGGCGUGAGCAGUGCUGAGCAUGUCGUUGUGGUCAAGGAGACCGCAGUUAUCGCCGAGGAGCACACAGCCGACUGUAGUACCAUUAUCACUGUACAGAAGAUCCACAGAAUGUUCCCUCGCCUUCGCAUGAUCACCGAACUUACCCAUGCAACGAAUAUGCGUUUUGUUCAGUUCAAUCCACACAACGCCUACUCCUUAGCACAGUCAAGAUUCGAGAAAAAAGAAAGGAAAAGAGGAUCUCACAUGCCAUUCAUGUUUCGGUUACCUUUCGCUCAGGGAGGAGUGUUCAGUGCGAACAUGCUCGAUAGACUGCUUUACCAAGUGAUUUCAUAGAGAACAUCUUUUAUUAGAAAAUGAGAAUCUUCAGGCAAUAAUCAAACCAUUCGUAGUUGAUCUUGUGCGACUUCUCUUGGGAAUCGAUCAACAGAGUGAUGGUGGAUAUUUGACAUCGGUACUGUUAAGUUAGACCAAUCAGUUUGAACAUUGUUUAUUUCAGUUUGUAAUCACGUCGGAAGACCUGUGGAUCAGAAACUACGGACGGUUAUACCAGAAGUUGUGCUCCUCUGUGGCUGACAUUCCCAUCGGAAUUUUCCGAACAAAGAAGAUGGAUACAAAGACGGUAUUUCAUACUUCACUUCAAAUACAAUAUUAAUAUGAUUUCAAGGUAUCACUGGAUCUCCAAGAACAAUGCAAAGAUUUCGAAUCGACAGAAAUGGGUCGGAACAAGGAUAUGUAUGACCAUGUGAAAAACCGGAUGAGGAGUCUGAACAUUAAGGAUUCGCAUACAUGUGAGUAGAACCGCGGCAGUGGUUGUUUUCCAUAUCAUUAAGGUUUCUAGUUAAUUGGAGAUACGCUCGAGGGUACACUUCUUCAGGUAUUUACCACGAGUGGUGUGAAAAGCAAAAACAGAAAAACGUCUUUCGUUGGGAACUUCAAACUACUUUAUUCUUUUCAGUUCUCUAACUGCUUUCGCGUGUCUUUUUUGUGUGUUUCAAGAAUAACCUGGGAACUUUUCAGUGUUGGAAGGAAGCGAUGAGAAAGCCCUGAUCUCAUACGUCAUCAUCAAUCCCGCACAAGAUUUGGAAUUGGAAUCCGGUGAUAUUGUGUAAGACGCGAUGCCAUUGCUAUUAGCUAACCUUAUGAAAACAAUUUCAGAUAUGUAAUCAGAAGUCCUAUCAAAAAAGACGCCACCAAUGCCCGAAUCAACCCGAGAAGAGGUCUUCGAAGGAGUAAAAAUGUUAGCGAGACCAUGGACUCGACCACUGUUCCGACAAUUGUAAUUGAUGAGAAUAACCUGUGA